This is a messenger RNA of Hibiscus syriacus, 1328 nucleotides long. RefSeq names its product probable peroxidase 26. Gene Ontology annotation, molecular function: peroxidase activity; heme binding. The record is from RefSeq and is a predicted model, not a curated record. The transcript has 4 exons. Gene Ontology annotation, cellular component: plasmodesma; plant-type cell wall. The coding region runs from base 64 to 1092 and encodes 342 amino acids. NCBI's taxonomy places the organism in Eukaryota, Viridiplantae, Streptophyta, Magnoliopsida, Malvales, Malvaceae. Gene Ontology annotation, biological process: response to oxidative stress; hydrogen peroxide catabolic process.
GAUAUACAAGCUUGGUUUGCAUAUCAGUGUUUAUGCUUUAAAGUGAGAGCUGCUAAAGAGAAGAUGAGGACAGACAGGCUCGGGUUCGUUUUCCCGGUGUGGUUAGCUCUUGCGGUACUGAGUAUGUGGUGCACGACAGAAGUCGUCGAGGCGGCAAUUUCGUUGCAGAAUCCGAUGAAUCUGGUUUGGCAUUACUAUAAGGUGCAUAAUACAUGUGAGAACGCAGAGCCUUUUAUUAGGCAUCAGGUGGAAUUGUUUUAUAAGCAAGACAAAACUAUUGCACCGAAACUCCUUCGGUUGCUCUAUUCGGAUUGUUUUGUAAAUGGGUGCGAUGCUUCAAUCCUCUUAGAUGGGCCGGAUUCAGAGAAGAUGGCACCACAGAACCGAGGACUGGGAGGGUUCGUGCUUAUCGACAAGAUUAAGACGGUGCUUGAAGUGCGAUGCCCUGGUGCAGUCUCUUGCGCCGACAUUCUUAACCUCGCCACAAGAGAUGCUGUUCAUUUGGCAGGAGCACCGUCUUAUCCCGUAUUCACAGGGCGAAGGGAUGGGCUGACAUCGACCAAAGGAUCCGUCGAUCUCCCUUCACCAUCCAUCUCCAGGGAAGCCUCACUCGCUUAUUUCAAAUCUAAAGGCUUGGAUGUGUUGGACAUGACUACCCUAUUAGGAUCACAUUCCAUGGGGAGAACACACUGUGCCUUCAUUGUGGAUAGGCUUUACAAUUUCAAUAAUACAGGAAAGCCAGAUCCAAGUAUGAAGGCAUCAUUCUUGACAGAAAUGAGAAAGCUAUGUCCACCACGAACGAGAAAGGGUCAAAACGAUCCGCUCGUAUUUCUAAACCCAGAAUCUGGAUCCAAAUAUAGUUUCACCAACUCCUACUACUCCAGAGUGUUAACCCAUGAAGCUGUCCUCGGAGUUGAUCAGAAGCUACUCUACGGUGAUGAUACUAAGCAAAUCACUGAAGAAUUCGCAGCUGGCUUAGAAGAUUUCAGGAGAUCGUUUGCUCUUUCCAUGAGUCGAAUGGGAAAUAUUGAAGUUCUAACAGGAAAGCAAGGUGAAAUACGCAAAAAUUGCAGACGUACAAACAAAUACUAGUCACUCGGUUUGGAAGGAAUGAUUUAUAAGCAUAAAAUUAUAGGGAUGAAUUGUCAUUCAAAUGCCAAAUUUCUUGGAUUAAGGUUUAUCAUUAAUAUCAAUAAAAAAAACAACAAAAUGAGAACUAUUUUUUGUCCACAAAUAAAUUGUAUAACUUGUUCAAUCUUUGAGCUAAACUGUUCUACAGAAAAGCUACAAUUUCAAUUCUCUAAUAAGAACUACACAGUAUUAUUUUU